Otolemur garnettii (small-eared galago) is the source of this 2405-nucleotide messenger RNA. RefSeq names its product calcium homeostasis modulator family member 2 (gene CALHM2). Gene Ontology annotation, molecular function: monoatomic cation channel activity. The record is from RefSeq and is a predicted model, not a curated record. Bases 1 to 972 code for a protein of 323 amino acids. The transcript has 2 exons. Lineage: Eukaryota; Metazoa; Chordata; Mammalia; Primates; Galagidae.
AUGGCUGCACUGAUAGCAGAGAACUUCCGCUUCCUGUCACUCUUCUUCAAGAGCAAAGAUGUGAUGAUUUUCAAUGGGCUGGUGGCACUGGGCACAGUGGGCAGCCAGGAGGUGUUCUCUGUCGUGGCCUUCCACUGCCCCUGCUCACCGGCCAGGAACUACCUGUAUGGGCUGACAGCCAUCGGCGUGCCUGCCCUGGCACUCUUCCUCAUUGGCAUCAUCCUCAACAACCACACUUGGAACCUUGUCACUGAGUGCCAGUACCGGAGGGCCAAGAACUGCUCAGCUGCCCCCAACUUCCUCCUCCUAAGCUCCAUCCUGGGCCGCGCGGCCGUGGCUCCUGUCACCUGGUCUGUCAUCUCCCUGCUGCGUGGUGAGGCUUACGUCUGUGCUCUCAGUGAGUUUGUGGACCCCUCCUCACUCACAGUCGGGGAAGAAGGCUUCCCACCAGCCCAUGCUACCGAAAUCCUGGCCAGGUUCCCUUGUGGGGAGGGCCCUGCAAACCUGUCAGGCUUCCGAGAGGAGGUCAGCCGCAGGCUAAAGUAUGAGUCCCAGCUCUUUGGGUGGCUGCUCAUUGGCGUGGUGGCCAUCCUGGUGUUCCUGACCAAGUGCCUGAAGCAUUACUGCUCGCCGCUUAGCUACCGCCAGGAGGCCUACUGGGCACAGUACCGCGCCAACGAGGACCAGCUGUUCCAGCGCACAGCUGAGGUGCACUCUCGGGUGCUUGCCGCCAACAACGUGCGCCGCUUCUUCGGCUUUGUGGCACUCAACAAGGAUGACGAGGAGCUGGUCACCAACUUCCCAGUGGAAGGUACACAGCCGCGGCCACAGUGGAACGCCAUCACCGGUGUCUAUUUGUACCGUGAGAACCAGGGCCUCCCACUCUACAGCCGCCUACACAAGUGGGCCCAGGGUCUGGCGGGCAAUGGCGCAGCUCCUGACAAUGUGGAGAUGGCCCUGCUGGCCUCCUAAGGACCUGAUUCCCAGGCUCUUUACAAAUGGCACUACUUGGUCCCAAACUGAACCCCUCAGCCUGCUCACACCAAAGGGGAUUUUCUUUUUUAAACUGGCUUCUUGGGCAAACAGACCAGAGGAGAGGAACACAAGGCAAUCUGGGCUACAGAAUAAUCCAGUAGACAACGUGAUCAACUCUGACCUAAAGAAACUCCAUCUCCCGUUCCCACCACCCUACUUGGUCAACAGCUUGGGGAAAGACUUUCCCGGAGCUGGUCUCUAAUAACUAUGACAUGGAUGAUUUUAUGGGCUGGGACGCCAAGCUGUGAAAUCCCAGACAGCAGGUCCUGGUGACAGUGAAAGUCACUAGUACAUUGCUUAUACAGUACAUUGUGCAGUUAAUUUGUGUCUAACUGCAUAGGGGACACCCAGUUCAGCAGCACCCUGCUGGGAAGCUGCCCUUCAAGGGACACCUCUGGCCUUAUUUUAUACAUUUAAGUUUUUGAUAAAGCUUUUCUUACUAUAAGGGACCAGAGUGGCAUCUGUAUGAUUGAAUGGGCCAUGCCACAGCAGGCUGGUGGGCAUGGGGCCAGGCCCAAACCCCACACCCCGUGGGAGGGAAGGGGGCAGAACUAAAAUGCCACUGAGGUGGCAAGGGUACAGGGAACCCCAGGUGUCACACACAGGGGAAGGCUUCACAUUUGAAUUCAAUGAUCUGAUUUGGUCUGGGGAAUAGAUGAGGCCUGGCCUUUCUCAGAGGAAAGCUCAAUUUGAAAUUUCAACAGCCAGAAGAUCCUGCACUCAGUAGGAUAGAACUAGCUCUUGUAACCUUGUGUGACUGACCAGGCCAGCCCUAGCCUCUCCUUCCUCCUACCCCUAUCCCACUACCUCCACCUGCUCUCAAACCUUCCUGGCGUAUGACUCAGUUAUUUCCCAUAGAAAAGCUGUCAGGACAUUUAAGGCUCUGCUAGAGAAAAUUUUUAAUUCCCUCAGAGCUAAGCCAAAACAGAACUGGCUUCAACCACUGGCUGGAUCUAUGUUAGCCUCUAAGAACUCUGGAAUAUACCAGAUGGGGAGAGGUUAGGUGACCUGGCCAAGGUGGGCCUAAGAAUGGGACAUCAUAGGCGUUUAAGCCAAUGCCUGUGGCUUUCCUCUGCAGAUCAGGGCUCCCAAUCUUCCCUCUGAGCUGUGUCCUGCUGUCCCAGCCUCAUAGCCUCCACUACUGUGUGAAAAGCACUAGCUGAGCUGAGACUGAGGAGGUGCCUGAGAUUGCAAGAUUGUAGGGGAGGGCCUGCUCCCUAGACUCUACUGGACUGGAAGGACAGCUUACCAGGGACAAAGUGGGAUCCUAACCACAAGAUCCUUUAGAGUCAGCCCAUCUGCUCUUGUUCCCCAGGGAACUCCUUGAAGGAAGGACACUUGGCUUUUAUGGGAGCUCCAGGGCUGCAGAU